ACUCAAGGAUAAAUUAUUCCCAUUUAUAUGAGAAAAAUUAUUUCCCCAGCUAACGAGAGCGCGUGAAAUUUCGCGCCAUCUUCGUAUUCACUUCCGAGGUCAACAUGGCCGGGGAUAUUGACAGAAACCGAUCCCUGAAAGAAGCGCUCUUCGAAAGUCUGACAGCCAUUUUAUCGCCUAUGCAGAAUGUGCGGGCGUCGGGCGAAGAGCAAAUCAAAGCAUUGGAAGUGACAGAAGAGUUUGGUGUCCACCUGGCAGAGUUCACAGUGGACCCUAAUGGGGCCUUAGCUAUCCGCCAACUGGCCUCGGUGCUACUGAAGCAGUAUGUAGAGACACACUGGUCGCAGCAUUCUGAGAAGUUCAGGCCUCCUGAGACAGUGGAAAGUGCCAAGUCUGUGAUCAGGCAAAUUCUUCCUAUGGGACUGAAGGAAACCAUCAGCAAGGUGCGGUCCAGCGUGGCAUAUGCAGUGUCAGCCAUCGCCCACUGGGACUGGCCUGAGGCGUGGCCUGAACUGUUUGGGAUUCUCAUGCAGGCUCUGACCAGUGGAGAUGGGAAUGCCGUCCAUGGUGCCAUGAGGGUGCUCACUGAGUUUUGUCGUGAAGUGACAGACACCCAGAUGCCACAGGUUGCCCCUGUCAUACUUCCUGAGAUGUACAAUAUUUUCACACAAGAUAAGGCAUACAGUAUAAGGACCAGGUCUCGAGCAGUUGAUAUUUUCAACACGUGUGCAGGUCUGAUAGGAACAAUGACAGACUACAACAAAGGGGUGGCCAAGCAGCUGCUGUUCCCAGUAUUACCACAGUUUGUGGAGGCAUUCAUACAGGCCCUACAGGUGCCGGAUGGAGAGACCUCUGACAGUGGGCUGAAGAUGGAAGUUUUAAAGGGCAUUACAACUCUAGUGAAAGCCUUUCCAAAGAAUAUGAGUCCCUGGCUGCACCAAAUCUUGCCUCCAGUUUGGAACACACUGACACACAGUGCUGACAUCUAUGUUAGAACUGUUGUCAAUGACACAGAGGAUGCCGUGAAUCCUGUCGACUCAGAUGGGGAAGUACUCGGUUUUGAGAACCUAGUAUUUGGUAUAUUCGAAUUUAUCCAUGCGUUGAUUGAGACCCCAAAGUUCCGGGGCGUGGUCAAGAAAUCCAUGGAUCAGCUUAUUUAUUAUGUGGUGCUGUAUAUGCAAAUAACAGAAGACCAGAUUGGCCUUUGGAGUAGUAAUCCAGACCAGUUUGUUGAAGAUGAAGAUGACGACACAUUCUCAUAUUCAGUUCGAAUAUCAGCUCAAGAUCUGCUGCUGUCUCUGGCCAGUGAGUUCAUGAAUGAGUGUGCCCCUGGCAUCUUUGCAGCAGUGACCAGACACUUACAGGAGGCAGAUGCAAUCAAAACUAGUAAUCCCCACUGGUGGAAGCUCCAUGAGUCUGUGAUGCUGACCAUGGGUAGUAUAAGGUCACUAGUGCUGGACGUCAUUAACAGUGGACAAUGCCAGUUUGAUAUAAUAGGGUUUUUAGAGUCGGUUAUUUUAGGAGAUUUAAAUUUACAAGUGUCUCCAUUUUUGCUGGGGAGAUGUCUAUGGACAGGAAGUAGGUACACAGGGGCCAUGUCACCCCAGCUUUUAGAGAGGUUUUUACAAGCGACAGUGAGUGGUCUUCACCCUAGUCAGCCUCCCAGUGUACGGAUAUCAGCCGUUAGAGCAGUGUUUGGUUUCUGCGACCACCUAAAACAGUCCAAUACGACCCAGCUCCUGGCGCCGCACCUGGGGAAUAUGUUCGAUGGACUCAUGUCCAUAGCUCAACAGUUUUCUACGGAGGUGUUAGCUCUGUGUUUAGAAACCAUAAAUAUAGUUUUAUCAGUUGAUUCUAGUUUUACCAAAAAUGUGGAAGACAAGAUCUCUCCAUUGGCCAUUGCUGUGUUUUUAAAAUUCAGUGGAGAUCCAUUAGUAGUAAGUUUAGUGCAGGACACAUUUGCCCAGUUGUCUAAGAACUCUGAGUGCCGAGAGCCGUUACAGCAGAGACUGUUACCUACCCUAGUCAGCAUACUGCAGGCCGCACCAGAUAAAAUACCCAUGGGGCUACAGUCAACAGCACUAGAUAUGUUAGAGACGUGUGUAAGACAUAGUGGAAGCCCCAUCUCUGAUGCACUAGUGCGUGCAUUCCCCGUAGCAGCCUGCUGCACGCUCAGUACGGACGACAACGCUACAAUGCAGAGUGGUGGAGAAUGUUUACGGGCAUAUGCCUCCGUAGCUCUAGACCAAAUUAUACAGUGGCAUGACGAACAAGGAAAGAAUGGGCUAUGGUAUAUAGUACAGGUGAUAUCAAGGCUCUUAGACCCCAAGACGUCCGAGUACACGGCUGCCUUUGUGGGGCGCCUGGUCUCCAUAGUGAUAUCUAAAGUGGGCAGUGGGCUGGGAGAAAACUUGGAUCUGAUGCUGAGAGCAAUACUGAGUAAAAUGCAGCAGGCGGAGACGCUGAGUGUGGUACAGAGCCUGGUGAUGGUGUUUGCACACCUGAUUCACACCCAGAUGGACGCCGUCCUGGAGUUCCUCUACAACGUCCCAGGUCCCACAGGGAAGCCUGCCCUGGAGUUUGUGAUGAAUGAGUGGUGCUCUCGACAGCACCUGUUUUAUGGUGCAUAUGAGGGCAAAGUUAGUGCUGUUGCAUUGAGCAAGUUACUCCAACAUGCCCUCAACAACAAUGACCAACGCCUGAGUGAGAUUCAGGUGAAAGGGGAACAAAUCUUCAGCCAUGAUGGAAUAAGAACCAGGUCCAAGGCCUCCCAAGCACCAGAACAGUGGACCACAAUCCCCCUGGUGGUCAAAAUCUACAAGCUGCUGAUCAAUGAACUGUCCAAUCAGCUUGAGAGUAACAUGUCCACCCAUGUCUCCGCGGCAGAUGAUCUUGAUGAGGGCGAGGAGUGGGAAGAUGAUGAUGAAGAUGAAGAAACUAGUGCAGGAGAGAUGGGGGGAGAGACACUUGCUAGUUUACUGGACCACUUUGCCCCAUCCUCUGACUUUCCUGGUUUUGAGGAUGCAGAAGGAGAGGAGGAAGAGGAAGACCCGGACGCACUAGCUGACCCUGUCAAUCAAAUUGACCUGCAGGCAUACUUGACGGAUUUCCUGCGCUCUCUGUCCCAACAGCCCAUUUACAGCAUGUUCAGUACGCAUCAUAACGACUCCGAGAGGCAGGUGCUCCAGGCCAUAGGCAUCGCCACUUGAAUUAGGGGCGUCUGAAAAGUGUUUCAAGUGCUGUGGAUAGACCAGGAAUUCAUGGAAUUCCACUGACUGUGUGUACCAGUCCCCUGGUGUCUCAUGGGACCCCUGGGGAGGGGGUGUUGAACCCUAAUACCCCUGGGGAUAGGGGUGUUUGACCCCACGGCCCCUUGCUAAAUUGUUUUCCGAGGAAUUUUCCUUUUUGCUGCUCGUAGUCCUGAACUUUUUAAAAAAUAUAUAUUUCCAGUAUAGUGGAACAUUAAAUUAUUGCCAACGUGGUGCCUCAACAGCAGUCACAUGAUAGUCACAUGACAAUCACAUGGUUAAUGCAUGGAACUGAGGCUGGUUUCAGUGUGAGUUGGGGAGAUUUUUUAUGUGCACUGUAUGACUGAUACAGAAGAUUGAAUAUUUUCAGAAUUUGAUGAAUGUAGUUUGGAUAUCGUAAAAAACUGACCUUUUGUGUCAUACACAAGGGUAAAGUUGGCGAAUCUCUGAUAAUGUCAAAACUUAAUAUCAAAAUUUUUAAUUUCAAAAAUGGCAGGGAUUUGCUUCUUUUCAUUGUGCUGGACAUAUAAAGAAGAAGCUGCCUUUGAGUGACUAUAAUAAAAAACUGACUUUAUAUGUUUGCGAACUGGGGAAGAGGGUAGUAGGGAUUUUUAAACGAAAAAUUUUGUGAUUAAGCUUAUUUUCUUUAAGAAAGAACAGCUGAUGAGUAAAGAACUACAAGAGCAUUCAGAUUGCAUGUCAAGUUCUGUUGAUUUUAAGAGAGAAUUCUACCCUAUAUGGCUAACUGAGCUCCCUUUCUUUAGGAGUGGAUUAAGUGUGGCAUUGUGUUUGAAGUUGAUCCAAUAAAUUUGGUGCUUUCUGUGGCUUUGUAUAAUAAGAAAUAAUUGUCAGCAAUUUACAGUUUUGGAUUUUGAGAUUUUGAAUUAAGAUACUAACAUCUUCCAAUCAACAAGUAUUGCUUAGAACUUUGCGACUGUUACAUGUACAAGAAUCUGCCAUUGUCAUAUUUUUACUGAUGAUGCCUAACAUUUUUACAUAAAAAUUGUCAAAAUAUUUGCAAAUUGCAGUAGAUGUGUCUCCCUGCGGUAUUGUGGUCGUGUGCAGUGUAAUAACCUGAUAAGUCACAUGUCAAUAUCUGCUAACAAGGUCAGAAAAGAAAAUGUAGUUUAAUAAAGAUAAUAUUUAUUA
This is a messenger RNA of Lingula anatina, 4397 nucleotides long. Its product is annotated as importin-9. Gene Ontology annotation, biological process: protein import into nucleus. The record is from RefSeq and is a predicted model, not a curated record. Lineage: Eukaryota; Metazoa; Brachiopoda; Lingulata; Lingulida; Lingulidae. Gene Ontology annotation, cellular component: cytosol; nuclear envelope. Gene Ontology annotation, molecular function: small GTPase binding.